AUGGAAAUAGAUGCCGUGCUGGACAGCGACGAUGAUGAGCACCGGACCAGGAGAGCCAGAGCCAACAGGAAGCCCAAUAAACCACCUCCUCGCAGGAGGCAGCAAGAGAGCGAGGAGGAGAGCGAGGAGGAGGAGGCUCCCAGGAAGAGGAGGCCCAAGAAGAAAGCCAAGGAGAGUGAGGACGAGGACGAGAGCGAGGACGACAGGAAAGCCAGCAAGCAGGAGAAGCAGGAGCAGAACAGCAAGGAGAAGAGAGGGGGGGCCAAGGGUGCAGGGAAGGGGGGCAAUGACAAAGACAAGGACAAGAAGAAGGGAAAGGACAGCAGUUCAUCGAACGACGACGACAGUGAUGAGGAAGACGAGUCGAUGUCGGAGGGAGAGAUGGCCGCCCUGAAAGAGGAGGUGGAGGAGAAGAAGAAGAUGAUCGCCACUCUGCGGAACAAGCCAUGGCGCAUGAAGAGGAGACUCGCGGCCCUGAAGGAGGCCCAGAGCUUUGUGGAGAAGUUCGAAGGCGCUCUGGGGAAAGGGAAGGGAAGGAAACUGUAUGCAUUCAAAGUCAUGAUGACAAAGAAAUGGAUCAAGUUCAAAAGAGACUUUGACAACUUCAAGACCGCCUGCAUUCCAUGGGAGAGGAAGAUCAAAGAAGUUGAAAGUCACUUUGGGUCCUCAGUAGCCUCCUACUUCAUCUUUCUCCGAUGGAUGUAUGGCCUGAAUCUUAUACUCUUUGGCUUUGUGUUUGGACUAGUCGUUAUUCCUGAGGUCUUAAUGGGGCUGCCUUAUGGAUCCAUACCUCGAAAGACAGUCCCGCGAGCAGACCAAGCUCGGGCUAUGGACUUCUCCGUCCUCUUUGAGUUUGGUGGUUAUUGUAAAUACUCUGUCCUGUUUUAUGGCUUCUACAAUGACAAGCGGACUAUAGGGCUCCUACAGUUCAGGCUUCCCUUGUCCUAUCUCCUCGUUGGCGUUGGGAUAUUUGGGUAUAGCCUGAUGGUUGUCAUCAGAACCAUGGCGAAGAAUGCCAACGAGGGGGGAGACGGAGGAGAGGAUGGCGCUUUCACCUUCAGCUGGAAGCUCUUCACCAGCUGGGAUUACCUCAUCGGAAACCCGGAGACGGCCGACAACAAGUACGCCUCCAUCACCACCAGCUUUAAGGAGUCUAUCGUGGAAUUGCAAGAACAGCAGAAGGAUGAGAACAUUCACCUCCGCAGGUUUCUCCGACUCUUAGCCAACCUGCUUAUCCUCUGCACCCUAGCAGGAAGUGGCUACCUCAUCUACUUUGUGGUCAAGAGGUCACAGGAUUUCGCUGACAAGGAGGACGAGGAGCUGUCAUGGUUUGAGAAAAACGAGGUGGAAUUUGUGAUGUCUCUCCUGGGUUUGGCGUGUCCACCGUUGUUUGAGACUAUUGGCGAGCUGGAAGACUAUCACCCUCGGAUCGCUUUGAAAUGGCAGCUGGGCAGAAUCUUUGCCCUCUUCCUGGGCAACCUCUACACCUUCCUGUUUGCUUUGUUUGAUGAAGUACAAGCCAAGCUGGAGAAGGAGAAAGACAUCAGGAAUGCUACAAUCUGGGCCCUCGAUGAGUACUAUGCCAAUUACUCUAUGCAUCACAACAUUACGACUAACAUCCCUCCACCAGAAAUCGAGCCUGCCGAUGUCAUCAGAGGCCCAUGCUGGGAGACCGGUGUUGGCAUAGAGUUUGUGAAGCUCACAGUGUCUGAUAUUCAAGUGUCGUACCUGACCAUCCUCAUUGGGGACUUCUUGAGGGCAGUGAUUGUACGUUUCCUCAACUACUGCUGGUGCUGGGACCUGGAGGCUGGAUUUCCAUCGUAUGGAGAAUUUGACAUCAGUGGCAAUGUGCUGGGGCUCAUUUUCAACCAGGGCAUGAUCUGGUGAGGAAGUCAUGUUCUCCAUCUACUUGGAAACACGAAGAUGUAUGAUGUGGUCAUCGACACGAUUGACCGGGACCUGCCUGAGUUCAUGGGAACCAUCUUCAGCUACGCGUCCAACCCCGGCCUCAUCAUGCCUGCUGUGCUGCUGAUGGUGUUGGCAAUCUAUUACCUGAAUGCUGUGUCAAAAGCUUACCAGCAAGCUAACUUGGACCUAAAGAAAAAGAUGCAAUUGGCCAGAGACGAGGAGAAGAAUCGCAGGAAUAACAAGGCCAGCACCAACCAGGUGAUGAAGGAUCUGGAGGACCUCAUGCCCAACAAGUCACUUAUUCCGCCCCCCGAACCAGAGAAGCCAGCAGAGCCCAUCAAAGAGCAGCCUAAAGGCAAGUCACCAAAGGUGUCAGGGAAACCUGGUGCAGCUGGAGUGAACUUGCAAAAAGACGUCUCAUUGGCUGCGGCAAAUCCCCGUGGGCCAAUCACCCACCCUCCAGGACCCAGGGGUCCACUACCAGGCAAUCCUAGAGGUCCUGUCCCGGGACCAGGAAGAGGGCGGGGAAGAGGAGGCCCUCCCAGACAUUAGUUUUAGCAACGUUAAAGCAACACUAAAGUAGCCUGGAAAACCAGCGCCAACUGCUGGACGGCAAAAUGUUUUGCCUGCAUUUGGGUCUGGCCUCGGACCAUUGAACAUUUUGAAAACACUGCCCUGAAUCUGGCAGAUGGCAACUAAACCAAUCACAACGCAGAGAUGUGUUUUGA
Molecule: messenger RNA, 2636 nt
Organism: Sardina pilchardus (European sardine)
Lineage: Eukaryota; Metazoa; Chordata; Actinopteri; Clupeiformes; Clupeidae
Gene: tmc2b
Product: transmembrane channel-like 2b
Exons: 19
Biological process (GO): detection of mechanical stimulus involved in sensory perception of sound; vestibular reflex
Cellular component (GO): plasma membrane
Molecular function (GO): mechanosensitive monoatomic ion channel activity
Source: RefSeq, a predicted model, not a curated record